Messenger RNA from Suricata suricatta (meerkat), 2928 nucleotides. It is a transcript of the gene FASTKD2, whose product is annotated as FAST kinase domains 2. Gene Ontology annotation, molecular function: RNA binding. The record is from RefSeq and is a predicted model, not a curated record. Gene Ontology annotation, biological process: regulation of mitochondrial mRNA stability; mitochondrial RNA processing. Lineage: Eukaryota; Metazoa; Chordata; Mammalia; Carnivora; Herpestidae. The transcript is spliced from 12 exons. Gene Ontology annotation, cellular component: mitochondrial matrix; ribonucleoprotein granule. Bases 240 to 2303 code for a protein of 687 amino acids.
ACUGACUGAGCCACCCAGGCGCCCCUUGAUUUGUUUUUGAAACUCAUUUAUACGGUGACUACCUCCAAAGUAACCUGGCUUCUCUAAGACAGUGUAUACAUUGCGGUGGAAGUGGAGGAAGCCUGUGCUGGAAAACAACGGGAAAACAAUGGCAUGUCUUCUCUUUCACUCAUAGAAGUGGCAUUUGUGUUCCGUAGAGUACUGUAAAGCGAUUUGAAAGUGUUUGAGUGGAUAGCAAAAUGAUUAACAGAGCAAGUUCCUUUUUAUGGAACCUCGGACAAUUUAGUACUUUUGUUCCAACAAGCAGAACUAUGAGGCUAUAUCCUUUGGGAUUUUCCAGACUAAAAGUUGUUUUUUCAAACAAUUCAAACCAGAGAAACCUCUUAAGUGACUUUGGCAAUAGGGUGCAGCCAUCUAUUAGAUAUCUUUUUCAGGAUGCCUUAAUUUUUAAAUCAAGAGAUUUUAAAACAAGGGGCAUAAGCACUGAAACAGUCCUUACAGUUAACAAAGUGCUUUGUCCUAGAAGACUGUCCUUUGAUUCAAAACGCUCUCUUGUCUCUGACGAUGGAUUGAAGAUAAACUUUCAUCUUGAGGCCUCCAGUGAAGAUGUUCUCACCAAGGAAACAAAACCGACCCCUGUCAACUAUAGAAAACUGGCUCAGGAGUGUAGUUCUCUGAGUGAUGUGUUAGAUACAUUUUCAGAAGCACCUACUUUUCCCAGUAGUAACUAUGUUUCAGCCAUGUGGACAGUUGCCAAGAGGCUGUCUGAGGACCAGAAGCGCGCUGAGAAACAACUGAUGUUUAACCACCCUGCGUUUAGCCAGCUGUGCGAACAAAUGAUGAGAGAAGCCAAGAUCAUGCACUGUGACCACCUGCUGUUCAGUCUUCUUGCUGUAGUGAAGCUGGGAAUUCCUCAGAACACUCGGCUCGUACAGACUUUGCUCAGGGUGGUCCAGGAACGUAUCAAUGAGUGUGAUGAGAAAUGUCUUUCAGUUUUGUCAACUAUUUUAGAGGCAAUGGAGCCAUGCAAGAAUGUGGAUGCUCUUCGAGCAGGAGUGUGGAUACUAGCUGAUCAGCAAGUCUGGAAAAUUGAACGUGUUUUCACAUUACAAGCUGUGAUGAAAUGUGUUGGAAAAGGUGCACCAAUUGCUCUUAAAAGGAAACUGGAGAUGAAAGCCUUGCGAGAAUUAGACAGAUUUUCCGAUUUGAACAGCCAGCACAUGUUUGAGGCCCUAGCUGCCAUGAACCACCGCUCCGUUACACUUCUGAAUGAAUGCAGUAAGAUGGUCCUAGGCAAUAUCCAUGGGUGUCCUUUUAGAGUAUUGAUCAGCAUAUUGCAGGCAUGCAGAGACCUCCGCUACCGGAAUGUAGAUCUUUUUAAGGGAAUAGCAGAUUAUGUGGCUGCCACUAUUGACAUCUGGAAGUUAAAACAAGUUCUCUUUCUCCUCAUUUUACUUGAAAACCUUGGCUUCCGACAUACUGACUUGAUGGACUUGUUCAUGAAGAAAGUGAUAGAUGAUCCUGCCUCUCUAAACAUGAAAAGCAUUAUCUCUAUCCUUCAUGUGUAUUCGUCUCUCAAUCACUUCCACAAAUGCCAGACCCAAGAGUUACAGGAAGCUCUGGCUAGUUCCCUGACUGGUUAUCUUCACCACAUCUCUUCUGAAAACCUGUUGAAUGCUGUGUGUUCAUUUUGCUUGAUGAACCAUUUUCCCCUGGCCCUUAUCAAUCAGCUUCUCCAGAAGGACAUCAUCAAUGAGCUGCUGACCUCAGGUGACAUAGAGAGGAACACUCACAAGCUUCGUGUUUUGGCUGCUUGCCUAAAACUUGAUAUUUCUUGUCACAAGGCCGGAGACUUGGCGCUGCCGCCGCUGCCUUCCACCCCGUUUUAUUCAAAUGCGAAGGUGGCAGACGCGCUAAGUAGCCUUCUGGGAGAAGGAUGCUUCCUAAAAAACGUACAGUUGCCGCAUAAUUAUCAUAUCGAUUUUGAAGUCAGAAUGGAUGUUAACAGGAGUCAAGUGCUUCCGUUCUCCAGUGUGGACGUGGUACCGGCUGCUGCAGAUAUUCAAAGAGUAGCUCUGCUGUGUGUUCCUAGAUCUGCUUACUGUUUGGAUUUAACCCACCCCAAAGGAUUCCUUGCUAUGAAAAUGCGGCAUUUGAAAGUAAUGGGUUUUCACGUAAUCUUGGUGCAUAAUUGGGAGAUAGAAAAACUGGAGAUGAAGGAUAUAGUCACAUUUCUGAAGACCGAACUCUAUUCAGCUGAAGUCUUUCCUACAACUGAUGUAAAUCUGCAAAGCGCGUGUUGAGAUGGAAGCAACCUUUUCAUAUUAGGAGACAGAAAUUUGUAAAAUAACUUUAAUAAAGACAACAAUUCAGUUGUCAGUGGAAUCUCCGUGACUACUCACCAUAACAAAAAGCGUCACUUCAGUUCACUGUUAGAAUUAACUUUAAGAGCGGGGGAAAUGUUGUUACUGGCACUUUAGAAGGCGCUGAGAAAGCCCCAGCAGGGUCCCUGUUCCAGCCCUACCUGUCGCUCCGGUGCACAGAUACUUGACCCAUUCGUGAGGUCUCACGUCUGCUCGUGAGCUUUGAUGCGCGGACCCCGGCGCGUAGUUGUGAAGGGCGGCAGCCAAGGCGGCGUGGGCGCCUCGGGUCCCAGGCUGCGCAUUUGUACUCCUGCUGCGUGCGCUGCUCGAGGACUCGGGCCCGGGCCCCGUCGCAGUUGGACCAGGUGCUCAGAUGGCAGAAUGUGGAAGAAACGAUGAAGUGGCAUGUGACAAAUGGCUGCGGGCCAGGCGUCUGCUUUUGUAACAGGCGUCCUAGGUGGAAGUGGCUUGUGGGCCACACAAAGAGGUACACAGAAAAGACAGUACAGAGAUGGCAACGAGUCCAAAUUAUUAAAACUGAUAGCUGUGGGUUGCUGACAUGUAA